UCAUUGCUUACAACCACACAAUCGAACCCAAAGAAAUACCCUUCUCGCCGAUGUUUAUUUGCUUUCAAGCAUAUGAAAUGCUUAGUAUCAUCUAUCGCUAAAUCCUCAAGCCUCCUUUCAUAUGCUCCCAACACAUGUACCAUCGAUAAUCUCACACCACACUUCUUCUUCAUGGUGUAUCUACACUCUAAAAUGCUUGAUUCAUAGUUGCGACUAAUAUGUCGACGCCAAAAAUGAUUCUAUUAGCCAACCAGCUAACCGGGUCGUCUAUCAUCAUGAUCCUCGUAUUAGCUCCUUCCACACAGGACCCCUCCCUUCACCGCCCCCGGCCUCCAUGCUGUGUCCACCACAAUCACCGGUAACGUGCCCUUUCCCUCCGUCAGUACAACGCAACAUGCAAACAAGAACUAGUUAAGUCUUGUCCGGGACCAAACAAAAUCCAACCAUUGAAUACGAAGUUAUUCUCACCGUGCACAGCUGCAGAGCAAACACCAAUCACACGAGUGAGGAAAACAUAACGCAUGAGUCGAUGAGCAGUGUGGGGACCUAUAGGCAACCGGCAUCAAGAUUCAAGUUAUUCAUAAAAAGAAAAUUUUACAUAGCUACAUAUAACAACUUAACAACUUAACAUGAUGCAUGUCUAAAUAAAUUCGAUCUAGAUCCUCGAUUUUUAGAUCUAAUUUAACCUCUCAUGUAUAGAUUUUAUAUCAUUAUUUUCAGUCGUAUGUAAUAGCGGGGCUACUGUAAAAAAAAAACAUGUCCAGUUAUUUCCACGGUCACCAUUUUUGCUAGGCACACCUGUUUCCAUGAUCCUAUAUCUCACCCGUGUGCAGAUCGCCCCUGUGAUCCGCACAUCAAAACCUCCAGUCCUCUACAGUAGCAAGGAGUAAACCACAGAUCCAACGGGCGCCAGGCAUGCAUGCACAGCUAUCAUCGGUCGAUCACGCGAUGCACCCGCACACACGGGCCCACGGCGCACACUUAGCGGUACACGUGUACGGCAGAGGCGUAGAAACGGUAAGCCUCUCUCUGUGCUGUCUCGCACCAUUCCAGAACCGUUCCAGUUCACUUCCCCCCAAGCAAACAAAAGCACUGCAAAGCUAGCUAGCUAGCGCUGCAUGCAACGCACGGCACUGGUGGCCGGGUGGACGGACGGUCGUUGCUAGCUUGACCAGCCGUGUGCGCGGCGCGCCCCAGUCCCGGACGACAAGAAACCCCCCGGCCCGGUUCACUUCCGCGCGCGGGGCGGUGCGCGCCCCACAUCGCACCGCGCGCUGCACGCACGCACGUACGCGCACGCACACGCGACGCAAGCGCAGCCGCCCGCACCGCACGCAGGUGCAAAGCCGCAAACAACAAAACGCUCCCCCGUCACCUCCCACCACUGCAUGCGAGGAAGCGUGCGGGGGACCACCGUCGGUGUGGUGGUCCACCCCGAGGCAAGCUACGUACGUCGCGCGCCGGCCGCGCCGCCCGUUGGGCUGCAUGCUGGCUUGCGUCGCGUCGCGUCGUUGGGACGCCCGGGGAGGAAAAGGCGCAGCUAGCGGAAACCGCCACCCGGCCCCGGAGCAGCGCGCGCCGCGCGGGGUCCGUUUCGUCCGACCCCGAUCGAUCGAUCAACCGGCCACGGCCGUCCGUCUGCACGAAGCAUUUCCAUCCACCACACGCGUACGUCCCCGUCACGCGAUCCCAUCUCGGUCCCCUGGCCCCUGCAGUGACGCGAUCAUAUGCAUGAAUGUACGUGCGUGCUCUCUCUCGUGUGGUCUGGUCCGCGCGCUCGUGUAUAAAUAGGCCCGGCCGGUCGCGUUCACCUCCCCACGCUGCUCCUCGAUCGGCUCUCUCGCGCUCCCUGAUCAUUCCUGGCUGGUUCGUACGUUGUGAUUGAUCGAGAGAUCGGCGUUGCACGCGAUGGCGGGGAUCAGUGCCUGUGCCUCGUUUCCUGUGGUUGCGGUGGACUCCGCGUUGAGACCAGAGGCGGUGGAAGGGCAGGGCGCGGCGGCGACGGCGGUGGCGGCGCCCAAGACGGUGACCGAGUCUGAGUCGUCGGCGUCGGCGUCGGCGUCCAUGGAGCCGGAGGAGCAGGUGGAGGAACCAGCGAAGAAGAGGAAGAGGGACCCGGCGCCGGACGUGGGGAGCUCCAGCAUGGACGGUACUGACGGCCAAGGAAGCGACGACGACAAGAACGACGACGGCGAGGAAGCGCCGGUGCUGCAGGCGGUGUCCCCGCCGCGGCAGAAUGCUCUCCAGCGGCUUGUCGACGAGUGCCGCGUGCUGCUCGAUGGCUCCUCCAAGUCCACUCAGCCGCCCAACAGUACUACCGUCUCCCGUAUCGUCGCCUUGCUCAAUGGAAUUGGACCGGAUGACCUCAAGCUGGGCACGGUGCUCGACACCUCCGAGGUAACGAGAGCUGCCGCUUUCCGCCGCCGAGACCCCAUACAGGUUAUCGGGGGCAAUUACCUGUACGAAUGCGAUAAUUUCACGGUGGCGGUCUUCUACCUGCCCGCCGGGACGGUGAUGCCGCUGCACGACCACCCGGGGAUGACGGUGUUCAGCAAGCUCCUCGCCGGCUCGGUGCACGUCCAGUCCUUCGACUGGGUCAGCCCCUCCGUCUACGGCUCCGGCGGGAAGCGCGCUGUUCACUCUAAGAAUACGAAGCUGGUGAAGAAGGUGCUGGACCACGUCGUGGAGGCGGGGUGCGGCACCUGGGUGCUGUACCCGUCCACCGGCGGGAACCUGCACCGGUUCGUCGCCGGCGUGGACGGGCCCUGCGCCUUCCUCGACGUCCUCACGCCGCCCUACUCGGAGGGCCGCCUCCGCCGGUGCACCUUCUACCGUGAUUACCCCUUCCAACUCCACCGCAAUCACAGGUUCGCCCGCAACUUGAGCGCCCAGGAGAAGAGCCAGUUUGCAUGGCUGCGACCGAUCAACGCCAGCGCGCCGCCGGACCUUCGGAUCGUCCCCUUGACGUACAGUGGCCCGCCGGUCGUCUAGGCCGGCCGGCUCGCCGGCGGGCUGGCCGGCCGCCGCCGGCCGCCGAUCGAAUGAACGGUGGCCACCGCGCGCGCGCUAGCUCGAUCGUGUGUCGCUUACUGUUGACGAACGAAUAAAUUGGUGUGAUAUGAUCGAUGGUUUGCGACGAUGAUUAUUAGUAUUGGAGCGAGUACUCGAUCCGCUUGUUAUCUUAGCAGUACUUUGCGUUGCAGCAACUUGCUCUCUUCGUGUGCAGCAAUAAUAAACAAUAAUGACCAUCCCCAGAUGUUUUAAUUACUUUGAGUGUCCUUAGUGUAAUUUGUUGGUGUGAAUUUCUCAA
This is a messenger RNA of Oryza sativa Japonica Group (Japanese rice), 3310 nucleotides long. RefSeq names its product plant cysteine oxidase 3. Lineage: Eukaryota; Viridiplantae; Streptophyta; Magnoliopsida; Poales; Poaceae. The record is from RefSeq and is a predicted model, not a curated record. Gene Ontology annotation, molecular function: oxidoreductase activity, acting on single donors with incorporation of molecular oxygen, incorporation of two atoms of oxygen.